Molecule: messenger RNA, 4858 nt
Organism: Stomoxys calcitrans (stable fly)
Lineage: Eukaryota; Metazoa; Arthropoda; Insecta; Diptera; Muscidae
Exons: 7
Coding region: 861-4727 (1288 amino acids)
Cellular component (GO): nucleus
Molecular function (GO): zinc ion binding
Source: RefSeq, a predicted model, not a curated record
CAGUGCAAGUGUGUGUUCUCGUGGUGUGUUAACAACCAUCGAAAGUGAAAAAUAAUAAUCAGAAAUUAAAAAGCAAAGCUGCUACUCACAAAAAAUAUAAUAACCCCUUCAGCAUAACAAAGUGGAUUUACAAUAUACGAUAUCUAAACUCAAACAGGUGGCAACAGUAGUGGUUUUUACAGAACUGUAAUAUUCCUCUCUCACUGGCUGAGUGAUAAAGAAAACAAUUACAAAGUUAAUGUGGGUGUCUGAUGGAGCACACUUCCAGAUGUAGUGGUGAGAGAAUAUUUGUUGCUCAUAGAAGAGAAAUGCUACAGUGCUCCGCAAUGUGCAAUGACAAAUGUAUGGAAUAAAGUGGAAAGUGAAAGAAAUAUUUAUGUAGUUAACACACUCAUGUCAAGUGAGCAGAGCAAACGAGCCAAACAAAAAUAAACUCACUCAUAUACGGACGCACACAUAGGCGUGGAAAAAAACAUCAGCCUGAAUGAAAGCAACAAACAUUAUAGAAUGAGAUUGUAAGAAAACAAAGUAGAAACAAAAGAGAAAUACAAAGUGUCAAAUCACAAUACAAAAGUGAGGCGACAAGAGCACAGCAAAACACAACGGUUAAUAUUCUAGUGAAAUAAAACCCAUAUAUAUUUGUAUAUAUAUUGAACAGAACAACGCAAUGUGAAGAAUGAAUGAAAUUCAAAUUAGUUGUAAAACAGUUUAACUGAAAUAUUAAGUGUAGUAGUUUAGUUAAACAGUGCCUAAAUUACUAGUGAGUGAAUAACAAACUGAGUCAGAGGCAAAACGUAAUUGUGGAAACGAAAUUUAUAUUAAAAACCCCCCAAUCAACACCGCGCCACAUUUCUGCGAUCAUGGAUUUCCAAUCAAAUUUGGAGUUUUUAUGCCGCGUUUGUGCUGCCAAUACCAAAGGCAAAAACUCCGUGGCUGAAUGUGUUUACAUUUUAAAAACACCUGGACUACGAGACAAAUUGGAUAAAUUUCUCUACUUAAAGAUCUUUGAAAAUGAUGCCUUGCCAAAAGUUUUGUGCAAAUCCUGCUUUCGCCAGGUGGAGGCCACUGCGUCUCUAUCAAAGAUUGCCAAACAUACACAACAAGUUUUCCGAGAUUUCCUAUUCAGCAGCCUGCCCAAAGGUACAACCACUACGACCAAUGCCGCCCCUACAGAUAACAGCAAUAGUACGGAGUAUACCUCAUCCGAUUUCCUAAGCAAAAAGGAUGCACAAAAAGCUCAAAAACCCAGUGAAUUGCCUGCAGGCUCAACAGUUGCCACAACUUCUGCAGCAGCCAGCGUAACGCAUUUAGUCUCACCACCGCCGCCCCCAGCACCACCUACCUUGCAGAACCUAAUACCAGCGGGGCAUACUACACCGCGCAAAGACGACGUAAUUGUAAAUGUAUCCGUAUCCGAUCCACUGACCCGAGAGAAUCAACAAAAAGUCAUCUCGCAUUCACAAAGACGUCACAGUAUAAUGAUUGAAGCCUCCUCGGCGGCGGCCUUUGCAAAUCUGGCUCAGAUGCAACAGAAGAAAAAUGCGACAGUCAAUAGUGGACGUAAGUCUUCAAGCCCAGCUCGUGUUUUGAAUUACUGUCCCAUAGCUCCAAAAAACCUGCAAGCCUCACAACAACCCACACAAAUCACCACCUUCUCCAGUGGGGGCUAUGUCAUAGGACCUGUGAAACCUCCAACUAUAAUAGGACCAGAAAUUGUGGUGGCCGUUGAAAAGGAUAGUGCCAAGAAGACAACGACACCUUUGGCUCCUGGCACUGCCAUAACUGUCAAGGAUAAUACCAUCUUGCAACAGAAACGCAAAAAUCUGGUCAAGGCUUUAAACAACAUCAAGGCCAACAGCACGGGCCAGGUUUCCUUGCUAAAGAGUGCUCAACCCAAACAGCAAUCAUUGCUUAUAUCCAAUCAAAUGCCUUUGGAGCAAAGCAAGCAGGCCAUUGCGGAUGAAUUGCCGGAUCGUAUUAUCAUAGCAGCACCCAAAAACAAACAGGCCAGCACAGGUAAUAAGGUGGCUUCAAAACCCAGCGAAGACAACAUUGUCACUACUGCCUUGCCGGCUAAUACAACGGUGACGGUAACAACAACAGACACAACAUCAGCUAGUAACGCCUCAAGUACACCCGAAGCUCCUAAGGCACCCAGCUUCCCUGAGGAUAUUCUAUUGGGCAGAGUUAUAAGAGACAUAGAUUUGCUAAAGCUUAUCCUAAAGGCCUUAAAGUGGCCGGUCAAUAAGCAAAAUAUGGAGCUGCAAUUGCAGCGUCUAAAGAAUACCCGUUUCACUGACAUCAUGUCCGAUUCAAAUCUCUUGCAGGACACUGAUUUAACCCAGUUAUUGGGUCCCUACUUGGCUCCUGUGUUGAUGGCAGCCCAGGCUUUGCAACAGCAACAACAAUUGGUUAUGAAAAAUCCAACGCCCUCUGCCUCCAAGAAAACCAAUGUCACAACGAAUGCCAACAACAGUAAAUCUGCCAACGUAGCUUCUGCUAUGAACUCCAAACCCAUAUCCUUAGACCCUACCGCUGAGGAAAUCAAUAAAGCCAUGCCUUACAAAUUGCCACCCGAAACAUCGGUACAGCUGGUGCCAGCAUUACCAGAGGAAAUGACACAGUCUAUAGCAGGCAAAAGGUCUCUAACUAAAGAAACUCCCCUAACCCCUGCCACAGCAAACACUGCUAAGCGCCAACGUAAAUCCAACACACAAAAACAUCGUGAUUCCAUUGUGAUCUCCGAUGAUGACAAUGAGGAAGUUAGUGCUGAGAAGUCGCAAAAACCUUCCUCCAGACCACGAAACCCAGUGAAUAAUUUCGAAAUUGAUCUCUCCAAUCCCAGUUUUCUGGCUCAGUUAAGCCUGCUCAAUGGAUCUUCUAGUGAAUUGGCCAAUGAAGCCUUAAUGGCCUUGCUGCAGAAACAAAGGGUAACCAUGUCGCGGCAACAGAAACCUCCAAAAAGGCGCCAUAAUAGUUUAACAAGUGUGGAUGCUGCUGCCGUGCAGAAUAGUAACAACGCCAAUGAAUUCGAUGCCUUAAUCAACAUCGAUGAUGAUAUUGUGCUAAUGGAACCUGUCACCACUACCACCACAGCAGUUACCAACAAACCAGCGACUAGUACAACAGUGGUGGCAGCAGCGGAUGCAUUAAAAACCCAGGCACCGACCACUGGGUUACCAAUUGAUCUCAAUAACUUUGUUAUGCCAGGCCAGAUGCAUAAUACGGCACCGCUUAUAACCCGUCCCAUAAUAAAGCGUAGGAAAACUGUUAUACAAUCAUCACGUGCAAAUAGCAAGGACAACUCUUUGUUAUCUACCAUGAACAAGGAUUUAAUGAACAAAUCUGAAACAACACAGACCAGUGCCAUAAGUACAAAUUUAGCAAAUGUGGAGAAAUUGAAAGAAAAAGAUUUGCAAUCACCAGCAAAGGCUGCUAACGGCAACGAAGUUAUGGCUGUUUGCCUAACCAGCGGCAGCACGGAAACAUCACCCUCCAAACAGGGCUCUCGCAAACAACAAAAUAAAUCAGCCUUGGGUCAACAGUUGUUAGAAGCCAUAGGUUUGCAAAAAAUCAAUUCCAAAGCCUCGCUACCACUGCAAUAUAUUGCUGCUGCGGGCAGUACCACCUCAAUGGCGAACUCUUCCGACUCUUCCAAUGUAGCGUCACUUGUCAAUACCAAACAAUCGGUGCAACAGAUACGUUCAGCUCUCAAAAGAUCUCUGAAACAAGCUCAAGAGAAACAAGAAAUGCGUAGCAAGGAAAUAUCCUCCACCGUUUCCACCACAGUCAUACAGGAUGCUGACUCCACAACUAAACCUGCCAUCAAGGAGAUUGUCAUCGAACACCGCAGCAACAAAGUAUCAAACAGCUCUUCUUCCAACGUCGAUGUGGAGGAACAAAUCGAUAAGAUUACCUUGGUUAAGAGCCAAAAUACACCUGCAACCCAAACGACAUUAGCGUUGGAUAAAGCUGAGACCAAGAAGGAGCAGCGGCAGCAACAGCAGGCAGCCAAAAAACGGGCUUUAACUGCUGCGCGCAUAACAGAACGCCGCUGUACUUUACCCUCAUCGGUGGGUAGAGGUCGCUUUACUCUGAACACAAAGGUGGAUAAGGAGAAGGCCCUCAUCAAUGGGCCGGCUGAAACUAUUGUCGUCGCCGAGACGAAAGAGCCACAAGAGAAGGAGAAAAUAAAUUCCGAUAAUAUGGUCGUGGAUGGCAUAAAUGUCAGUUCCUCUAACAUAACCUCAACUGAAGUGAUUCAAACGAAGGAUGAAGGUGUAACGGCACCACGUCGCCGAGGGCGUAAACGAAACGCAGACAAAAUUGAUGCCAACAAAACGGAAAGCGGUUCAGUAGAAAACGACAAAGAAAAAGAGAAUGGAAAACAGCAGAAGGAUAAGGAGAAUCACAAUGAAAAGGAUAAAGAAAAGGAGAAAGACACCAGCAAGGAUAAAGAUAAGGAUAACAACAACGGCAAAGAAAAAGAUAAAGAAAAUCAAAAAGGCAAGGACAAAGACUAUGAAAAGGAUAGUAAAUCAUCUUUAGAGAAAUCUAAGGCAUUGGAAAAGAACAAAGAUGAACAGGAUGAGACCUCAAGCAAUUCGGGUCGCCCUACCAGACAGAGUAAAACUCAGUCGAAAUAUUACAAAGGUCCAGAUAAAGUGCCAGCUGCUGGCAGACGUUCAUUACCGGCAAGAUCUACUAGAAAUAGAAAAUAUACUUAAUUUAGUAUAAUAUUUCAAAAUGAUAUGCAAUUUUAUGAAUUGUAAGUAAGUACAAGUAAUUUUCAUGCAAUUGAGCAAAAAAUCUGUGUUUCUUAAAUUUAAGAAAAUUAAAAUAUGGGUCUUAUGAUACC